CAGAUGUGUUUGAUGCUUCCCGGGUUGCUAUUUUCCAGUCAGGGGAUCUGGCAGGAAGCAAGCACAUGAUUUGCAAGAAAGUUCUCAUUAGGUAGCCCUAACAAAGCUGAGUCAUUGGCACAGGUCUGCAAGAGGCCAUGUGAGGCCAACUAAAUCCUGCCAGCUGCCUCAGCGGGAAGAAACAGCUGGAUAAACAGCUUUGGGAAUAAUGAGCAGUAAGUAAUCAGGGAUAAGCCAAAUAAAAGGCGCACUUUACCAAAGUGUAUAUUGGAUAUAUUAAAAAAACAGGAAUGGGAAAAAGCUUACAGCGUUACCAGAAUUUCCUUCAGGAUCAAUAAAACUAUCUACCUAUAUGAAUGUCCUUACCAUAUGUAUCAUUUUUUUUUGCAUAUAGUGCAAAACUGCAGACAGGUUGAGGGUUUUAGUCGACAAGCUUGAAGAGUAUGGAAUGUCAUGCAUACCUCAACCUUUGACCUAAAAAUGUAGUAGUGUGUGACCUGAACUGCUCGCCUGCAAUUCCAUGAUCAGCAGCCACUUACUUAGUGGGGCAAAGUUGAUUUGCUGAACCUGCAAUACUGGGCCAAAUAGGAACAAUCCCCAGGUAUUGCCAUAUAUACGCGGUACUAUAACCAAUAGUGUUGCUGCUGGUGCGUGUGUGUACUCGGCGUACAUAAACGGAAGUCUCAUUUCAGUCUGAGGCCCAAAGAAAAUGGGAAUUUUGGACCCAAAGUUCAAAUUGGAGAGUAAAUAUAUCUUUUGCAUAUAUUUCCCUAAUCCCAGCAGCGGGAUUAUAAAAAUAGCACUAGCAUAAUAUUGCACUUUAUACAAAUGUACAGUAGCAACAUCAUUCAAAUGUCAAACGUUAAACCAUUUUUGCCACAUUUUUUUGCUUCCAUUCAGCGGACAUCGGGCUGCUCCUUCUGGUCUGCGCGCCAUGAAGAAUAGUUUCACAAUGAAAUCACUCCAUAAACUGCAGUAAUAUGGGUAGUUUUUUUUUGUUGUUUUUUUGUUUUUUUUUAAACAUAUCUAUCUAUCUAAUGUAUUUGCAUGCAUAACCUUUUUUUUGCUUGCAACGUCCAUUAUAUAACUUGGAAUAAGAGCAACGUGAGUCCAUUCACACCCAAAAAAAAAAGAAAAAAAAAAAAAAAAAAGAAGGUUAUUAUUGAUCAAGAGCAGAGCAAAGUUUCAUCCACCACAGCUGACUUUCUGGCCAAUCUUCGCCCAGAAGGCGGGGGAUGGAAAGUGUGCAAGAUGAUACAUAUGUUCUCCAGAGCCUCGCCGGAGCAAUCCAGCUCCGCAGAAGGGGAGGCGAGCGGCGCACGGAGACGGGAGACGGGAGCACUGUGCACACACUCGGGCAAAGAUGGUCUCAAUUAAAUCGCCGUCUCUGGCGCACAUGUCGUGCGCGCAGGUUACGCUGGUCGCGUGCGGCGUGAGCUUCGCCCUCCUGGCCGUGCUGCUCCUCCGUCAGCUCGUCAAGCAGAGGAGACCCCCGGGAUUCCCCCCCGGGCCUUCCCCCAUCCCUGUCAUUGGGAACAUUAUGUCUCUGGUCACCGAGCCGCACGUUUUCCUCAAGAGGCAGAGUGAAGUUCACGGACAGAUUUUCAGUCUGGACCUCGGAGGCAUCUUGACUGUGGUGUUGAACGGCUACGACUGCAUCAGGGAAUGUCUUUACCAUCAGAGCGAGGUGUUCGCCGACCGGCCAUCCUUGCCUCUCUUCAUGAAACUGACCAAAAUGGGCGGUCUUCUAAAUUGCAAAUACGGCAAAAGCUGGAUCGAACACCGCAAACUGGCGUGCAACUCGUUCAGGUACUUCGGCGGCAGUCAAAGGCUCUUCGAGAGGAAGAUCUCGGAGGAGUGCAUGUUCUUCGUGGACGCCAUCGACGAGCACAAGGGCAAGGCCUUCAACGCCAAACACCUGGUGACCAACGCCGUGUCCAACAUCACCAACCUGAUCAUCUUCGGCCAGCGUUUCACCUACGACGACGGCAACUUCCAGCACAUGAUCGAGAUCUUCAGCGAGAACGUGGAAUUGGCGGUGAGCAGCUGGGCCUUCCUCUACAACGCCUUCCCUUGGAUCGAGUACGUGCCCUUCGGGAAGCACCAGAAGCUCUUCCGCAACGCCGCCGAGGUCUACGACUUCCUGCUGCAGGUCAUCAAGGGCUUUUCCCAAGGCCGUGUACCGCACAUACCUCGGCACUACGUCGACGCCUACUUGGAUGAGUUGGAGCAGAACGCGGGAAACCCCGGUUCGUCGUUCUCCUACGAGAACCUCAUCUACUCGGUGGGGGAGCUGAUCAUCGCGGGCACAGAGACCACCACCAACACCCUGCGUUGGGCCAUGCUCUACAUGGCCCUCUACCCCAACAUACAAGAAAGGGUGCACCGGGAGAUCGACAGCGUUCUGACAAAUGGCCGAGCGCCCUCUUUGGAGGACAAACAGAGGAUGCCCUUCAUGGAGGCCGUCCUACACGAGGUCCUGCGCUUCUGCAACAUCGUGCCACUUGGCAUUUUCCGCGCCACCUCCCAGGAGGCGCACGUCAAUGGCUACACCAUUCCCAAAGGCACCAUGGUGAUCACCAACCUGUAUUCGGUGCACUUUGAUGAGAAGUACUGGACAGAUCCGGGCGUGUUCUCGCCACAGAGGUUUCUGGACAGCGACGGUAACUUUGUGAGACGUGAAGCCUUCCUGCCAUUCUCACUGGGGAGGCGUCACUGUCUCGGCGAGCAGCUGGCCAGGAUGGAGAUGUUUCUCUUUUUUACCACCUUGCUCCAGAGGUUCCACCUUCAGUUCCCGCCAGGAAGCAUUCCCACUGUAGCACCCAAACUCGGCAUGACCUUGCAACCCAAGCCUUACUCCAUCUGCGCCAUCCGAAGGCAGCACAAAAACACUCCUUAGAACAACCUUUCCUCCCCAGGGCGGCGCCAGGUCAGACAAAUGACAGGCCUCGUUGGGAGCUGCGGGCACAAACGAGACUUUCCAAGAACAUUCCGCACACUGCACGCUAAGGCUGGACACGGGCCGGCUUUACAUCACCUGAACUGACUUUGACACCGCCUCCAGGGAAAGCGCUUUUUGGAAAAGCUUUCUCUCGGAAGGCUGAAGGAAAGGCUGCUGGAUGUCUGUUUUUGAAUCACUUUUUUUUUUCCUUAAUGGUGCUUAUCAGUACUUACAAAGUACUUCAAUUAUAUUGUCUUUUUUUUUUUAAUACUGGUGUUUUUUAUGUUUGCUUAACUACAAAAGGCAUACAUUUCUGCUUUUAUAAAAACGCAUUUUACAAGAGUCUUUCCAUUUUGUAUAUUUUGUAUGUAAUACUUGAAGAAUCAACGGAUUACCGAGAGCAACAACAUAGUUAAGAGGAAUUGCUAUGUUGACUGGAGACUUGAAUUGGUUUUUUUUUGGUCUGUUUAAUUACAAGCCCAAUUCCGAUGAAGUUGGGACGUUGUGUUAAACAUAAAUAAAACAGAAUACAAUGAUUUGCAAAUCUUGUUCAACCUAUAUUGAAUUGAAUACACUACAAAGACAAGAUAUUUCAUGUUCAAACUGAUCAACUUGAUUGUUUUUAGCAAAUAAUCAUGAACUUCGAAUUUGAUGGCUGCAACACUUUCCAAAAAAGCUGGGACAGGUGGCAAAAAAGACGGAGAAAGUUGAGGAAUGCUCAUCAAACACGUGUUUGGAACAUCCCACAGGUGAACAGGCUCAUUGGGAACAGGUGGGGGCCGUGAUUGCUUCCCUGAAUUCUCAUUCACGAGCAAAGAUUGGGCGAGGUUCACCUCUUUGUGAACAAGUCCGUGAGAAAACAGUCCAACAGUUUAAGGACAAUGUCCCUCAAUGUACAAUUGCAAGGAAUUGAGGGAUUUCAUCAUCUACGGUCCAUAAUAUCAUCAAAAAGUUCAGAGAAUCUGGAGAAAUCACUGCAUGCAAGCGGCAAGGCCGAAAACCAACAUUGAAUGCCCGUGACCUUCGAUCCCUCAGGCGGCACUGCAUCAAAGACCGACAUCAAUGUGUAAAGGAUAUCACCGCAUGGGCUCAGGAACACUUCAGAAAA
Phyllopteryx taeniolatus (common seadragon) is the source of this 4049-nucleotide messenger RNA. RefSeq names its product vitamin D 25-hydroxylase (gene cyp2r1). Gene Ontology annotation, cellular component: intracellular membrane-bounded organelle; cytoplasm. Gene Ontology annotation, biological process: xenobiotic metabolic process. NCBI's taxonomy places the organism in Eukaryota, Metazoa, Chordata, Actinopteri, Syngnathiformes, Syngnathidae. Gene Ontology annotation, molecular function: oxidoreductase activity, acting on paired donors, with incorporation or reduction of molecular oxygen, reduced flavin or flavoprotein as one donor, and incorporation of one atom of oxygen; iron ion binding; heme binding. The record is from RefSeq and is a predicted model, not a curated record. The transcript is spliced from 6 exons.